AUGAAGUUCUUACGUUUUCGGGUUUUUAACUUACUUCUUUCUUCCUACAUUAAUCUUCUUUUCUCUCUCUUUCUUUUCCACCCUUUAAACUUCUCUAUUCCUCUUUCUUUUCCACCAUUCAAUCCACUUCGCCCUUUCUUUUCCACCCUUUCUUUCUUUUCUUUUCUUUUCCACCAUUUCUCUAUUCCUCUUUCUUUUCCACCAUUUCUUUUUCCACUUCCAUUCAAUCCUUUCUUUCUUUUCCACCCUUUAAACUUCUCUAUUCCCUCUUUCUUUUCCACCAUUCAAUCCUCUUUCUUUUCCACCCUUCUCUAUUCUUUUCCAACCAUUCAAUCCCUUUCUUUCUUUUUAUUUUCUAUUCCUAUUCCUCUUUCUUUUCCACCAUUCAAUCCACUUCGCCCUCUUUUUUUCCACCCUUUAAACUUCUCUAUUCCUCUUUCUUUUCCACCAUUCAAUCCACUUCGCCCUUUUUCUUUUCCACUAUUUCUUUCUUUUCCACCAUUAUCCACUUUCCUCUUUCUUUUUUCCUUUAAACUUUCUAUUCUCCUUUUUCACCAUUCAAUCCACUUCUCCCUCUUUCUUUUCCACCCUUUAAACUUCUCUAUUCCUCUUUCUUUUCCACCAUUCAAUCCACUUCUCCCUCUUUCUUUUCCACCCUUUAAACUUCUCUAUUCCCUCUUUCUUUUCCACCAUUCAAUCCACUUCUCCCUCUUUCUUUUCCACCCUUUAAACUUCUCUAUUCCCUCUUUCUUUUCCACCAUUCAAUCCACUUCGCCCUCUUUCUUUUCCACCCUUUAA
Molecule: messenger RNA, 798 nt
Organism: Acanthosepion pharaonis
Lineage: Eukaryota; Metazoa; Mollusca; Cephalopoda; Sepiida; Sepiidae
Source: the annotation of a GenBank genome assembly